UCGAGCCAAUAACGAGCCACGGGAGACGACACGGGCCCUAAGUUACCAACGCUUUCAGUUCCUCUAAGAAAUCCUCAAAAGAAAUGCUUGCCGUGGCCUUGAUGAUGGCAGCCUUGGUGCUGGCCAGCCAGCAGGAUAUCUGUGGGGCGCAGCUGUCCAUUCACACGGACAGCAACACCAACUCGUUUAGCCUGAAGGCACCCGGCCUGCAGCAGACCUUCACCAGGUAUUACGGGGCGGCCAGGCAGCAGCCACAGACGCAGGUGCAGGUGCAGGAGGCGGAGCAACCGCAGCAGCAGGCUUUACUCCAGCAGCAGCAGCAGGAGCAACUGAUUCAACAGUACCGACUUUCCAGACUCCGUUCCGCCAGCAAGCCGAAGAUCGAAUCCUCGUUCUUUUCUGCUGCUCAGCAGGAGCAUCAGCAGCAGGAGCAGUUGCAGCAGCAGCAGUUACAGCAGCAGCAGUUACAGCAGCAGCAGUUGCAACAGCAGCACUUGCAGCAGCAGCACUUGCAGCAGCAGCAGUUGCAGCAGAACCUCUUUGCUGGUACUGGAACCGGAGCCGGCUUCUUUGACUACCAGCGCCAGCGCGCCGAGUUUGAGCAGCAGCAGGCGCAGCAACAGCUGCAGCAGCAGCAACAGUUGCAGCAGCAGCAACAGCAGCAGCAGUUCCUGCAGAACUUCUACAACUACAAUUCUGGUUCUCAAAUACCAAAUACCCAAUUCCAGCCCCAGGUCCAGGCUCAGCAGCAGCAGCAGCAGCCGGCCGAGGGUUUCCAGCCUCUGUUCCAGCGCCCACAGUUUGGCAGCAAUGGCCUACAGCCCGGAUCCGCACCACUACGCUCGGUAGGAGCUGGCGAUUUCUAUUCGUCGCAGCAACAGCAGCAGCAACAACCGGAACAGUUCGCCACCAACCAAGUGGCGCCCACCAGCCGUCAGAACCUUGGCUUGCCUGCGCCCAUGUCCUCCAGUGUCCCCACCUUCCAGCCCUCGUCGGAUGUUUCCCAUGUCAGCUUCUCGAGUGGAAAUCUCAAGUACAACUUCUAGUGGAGGUGGCCAGAGUAUAUUAGUUUUUUUUUUUUUUUGAAACUAUAAUUUUAUCUA
Messenger RNA from Drosophila kikkawai, 1103 nucleotides. Its product is annotated as putative cyclin-dependent serine/threonine-protein kinase DDB_G0272797/DDB_G0274007. The record is from RefSeq and is a predicted model, not a curated record. NCBI's taxonomy places the organism in Eukaryota, Metazoa, Arthropoda, Insecta, Diptera, Drosophilidae.